Rhodamnia argentea is the source of this 1584-nucleotide messenger RNA. RefSeq names its product protein LAZY 1-like. The transcript has 5 exons. Bases 196 to 1302 code for a protein of 368 amino acids. Gene Ontology annotation, biological process: regulation of auxin polar transport; gravitropism. The record is from RefSeq and is a predicted model, not a curated record. NCBI's taxonomy places the organism in Eukaryota, Viridiplantae, Streptophyta, Magnoliopsida, Myrtales, Myrtaceae.
CUGUUUUGACAAUAAGAACAGGCAACACCUGCUUGGAACCAUCUUCGUGUCUUCUUUCGAGCCAUCUUUAUCUCAUAUCAGCAAGAACAAUCUCGAUAAAUCUUGUUUCUAACUCGACUCUUAAAAAUAGGUCCUCUUCCAUCGAGUCCCCAAAGAACAAAGAAGAUCAAAACAGACAGAGAUUGCGGCAACAAGAUGAAGUUACUCGGUUGGAUGCAUCGAAAGUUCCGCCAAACCGGGAGCGAGCCACUCAAGGACUUGGUUAUCGGAAACCCCUGCAAUUGCCUUUCUGGGAAGCGAUCAACCGAUGAUCAGGAGUACUACCAACACGCAAAUUAUGGUACCAAACCUGCUGGACAUGCCCAGCAAGAGAACCAACUCCGAAAAUCAUUUGCUUGUUUGGAGGCGGCAAGAGCAGAAUAUGAAAACCGUCAGGAGGAACAAUUGCUAGCUGAUGAAGCCCAGAUCUUCCCAGGCUUUCUUGCAAUAGGCACCCUUGGUUCAGACACUCCCUUGUCCGAUCCUUCAACACCGACAUUUGCCAACUCGGUCGAUUACCUAACCGAGAAGGAAACUGAAAUGACGGAGAAUGAACUGAGGUUGAUCAAUGAUGAGUUAGAGAAGGUGCUGGUAGCCGAAGCCAAGGAAGAAAGCGGCAAUGACUCGUCGGGAAGAUCCAGUCUAGUCAGCACGGGAAGAAGCAGCCACUGUAGCACCAUCACCCUCUGUGGAAAGCCAAUUUUAGAAGGCCAAGAGACCAACAAUGGGAGCACAAACACGGUCUAUCCCCUCCAAGGAUAUCUUUUCGGGUCAGCCAUUGAAUUGUCGGAAACGACAGCAGCGGUGAAGAAGGAACACAGGACAUCGCUCGGAGAGCUGUUUCAGAGGAGCAAACUGACAGAGGCUGGAUACGAGUCAAAACCCGAGAGGGAGGAGAGGCAUACAGCGAUGCACCUUAUGAAAAAGAAGCUGAAGAAGAGAAUACUCCUUCCUUGUGGGAGCUCCACUGCAACUGCUGGCAUGAAUAUUGACUCAACUUCAGCGGAGACAAAGUUCCAAAAGAUUCUUCAGAUGUUCCACAGAAAGGUUCACCCCGAGAGUUCCGCCUCGACCAGAAAGACAGAGAAGCGGCAGCAGAGAGAGAGCAAGAAGAAAACAACCCAGGAAAGCAGGAAGAAAAACAGAGAUCAGGAGCUUCUUCAGAACAAGCCGCCCCAGUUCAAACUCGCCGGGAGCGAGUCAAAUGGAAACAGGGAGUGCUGGAUCAAGACGGACGCGGACUAUCUGGUGCUGGAGCUGUAGAAGCCGAAGAAGGGAGCGACAGCAGUGGAGGCGAUGCCUCCAUAAGUAGUAUGUGCUUUUCUCAUGUCUCUGAUGUGCUUCAUCAAUGGAGAACUUUUGCAUCUGGUAUGAGAGCGACAUUUGUAUGGAGUCAAAAUAAAAGAGGCUUGCCUCUUAAGAUACUCUACUUUUGAGUUGUUUGACAUGGUGUGCAACGACCUUGUGGUUCGAUACUGGAUUCGUAUUGGGACCACUGUCGUAAUGUAUGUUGGAAUAUGAUUAAUUUGCAGUGAGGUUAUUCUU